Messenger RNA from Symbiodinium natans, 333 nucleotides. The record is from the annotation of a GenBank genome assembly. NCBI's taxonomy places the organism in Eukaryota, Dinophyceae, Suessiales, Symbiodiniaceae.
AUGGGUCCAUCCGGCUGCGGCAAGAGCACCCUCCUUGAUGUUCUCACAGGGAAGAAGAAGACCGACUCAAAGUGGACGGUCAAAGGUGACAUCCUCAUUAACAACCAGAAGAUCGACAUUGAAGCGAUCAAGCCCAUCAUCGGGUUUGUGCCGCAGGACGACGUGGUGCACGAAGGGCUGACCGUCCGGGAGAACAUCUACUACUCCGCCGCCAAGCGUAUGCCGGCCCAUACCCAUGGGUCUAGGCCUGCCAGCAAAUUGAUCUGCGGGCUGAAGGUGAAGAGAGCAUUGUUGUGCUUGAGUCUGCUUGAGGCUUCGGGCCAUCACCAAUGA